Molecule: messenger RNA, 3642 nt
Organism: Ooceraea biroi (clonal raider ant)
Lineage: Eukaryota; Metazoa; Arthropoda; Insecta; Hymenoptera; Formicidae
Source: RefSeq, a predicted model, not a curated record
AUUCGUGUUCACUGACUGACCGCAAACGGACCUUUCGAUUGCUGCGCGACAUCAUCAACGUCGAGAUUAGCAAUUCCAAUUAGUCGCUUACUUCUGCAUGUAGCGCGGCUUUCUGAAGUUUGGACCUCGCAAGUUCCCGUGCUGUGUGUAUGUAUGUAUGUACGUGUGUAAUGCAACAGCAUUGUCACUCGUCGGAUCUACGUGAAUGCGUCGCAGCGCAAGUUUACAGCGGAUUGAGAAUUCUGCGUUACAGUCACCAUGCGGAAACCGGGGCUCAUCCAUAUGUGAACGAUAUUUAAGGUUCGACGACGUAUCAGUCCCUCUAUUCCUCUAUGCACGCUGCGUCAAAUUCGCAUCGAUGCGUUUCCAUUCGGAUUUUUUUUACGAGGACUUUACCCCAGGCGUUAUUGCUGGGAUAUAUAACUUACUUUCGCGAUUUAUGCUUGCGGGUCGUAUAGCGCGCGUUAUGUUCCGGAGAAUAAAGAAUUUAUAGAGGCAUCGAUAGAGAGUACGAGAGAAGAAGAGAUAGCAGAGCAAUGCAAACCAACGGUGUGUUGGCGAGUAUGUAAGCCCUUUGGUAUUUAUGGCGUAGAGGUAGUCAGGAGAUUCCUGAUUUUGCUGGUCCUCCGUUAAAUUGCGUCCGAAAUUGAGAAACAUGCUGAAAAUGAAGGCGCAACUAAUUCCGCAUGCGUCUCGCAUUCGUGCCGCAAAUUAUAGUUAUCGAGAAACCAGACACCGAAUGGUGAAUGAUAAUAUUGCUAUCUCUCUGUACUUUGCGUAAAAUCUGUCGUAAUAUUACCGCGAGCAAUGGUGCAACAAGUUAAAAUAGUUACCGAUGCGGUAGACAUCUGUUUGGGAACAUUAUUAUUCGCGAUAUUGCGUGAUUCGUAUUUUCUGAUAUACUUGUUCGCCGCAGGAAAUCAAUAAAUGCACUUCCGUGUCCCAGUCUUACGCGGUUGGAUGAUUUUUUGAUGAAACGUUUUGAGCCUAAAUUAAAGGAAAACUAAAUGAAAUGGCAUAUAAACUUGCCUUCGGCUUUUCCUGUUUUAAAGUUUGUGUAAUCUUAAAUUUCUUGCGAAAAACGAUCAUUUUAUUAGCCAUUUAUAUAAGGACAUUUCCCAUUUAGUAAAAAGUUUUCUUGCAUUAGUCAAGAUUUAAUACUGGAACCGUGCACGCCAUAAAAUGUAAAGUCAUAAACCGCAGGUCACUAACUCGACUUCUCUCAUCUGCCCCCAUUUUCCUUUUUCUAUUUUCCUCAAGUGCCGAUGUACUCCUAUUUUCUAUAUAAUUUAUAUAAUUAAAAAACUUUUUGAAAUUUAAGAAAUACCAAUGUGCCAGUUUUUUAAAAUGUAGCUCUAUUAUAUCUAAAAUCUAAUAUCAAGUCAUCAAAUAGAAAACUAGGAAACGUUUAAUUGGACAUUCCUUCUCUUUCUCUAUAUGCAUUCCUGCAAAAAAUGAUAUCGAAAUGUAAUAUACUGUUUAUUCGAGAUAUGCAACAAGCGCUAGCUUCCAUUAGUCAGUUCGGAGUUUCGGACACGCACCGCGUUCGGCGUGCAACUUCAAGUUAUAAUUAUAACCAUGUACAUGUAAAUAUAUAACCAUAGAAAACAGAAUAUACUCUGAAAAAUGGUUCGCAAUCGAUCCUAUCGUUAACAAAUAUCAUAAAAUUAAAGUCAGAGACGAAACGAUGGCAUAAAAAAUUGUAAUUAACGUAGAUUAAUUCCUGAACAAUGUCGUCGCUCAUCGUGUCAAAUGAUUUGUAUUUGAUGAUGCUGGAGUUCGCUGUGGAAAACUUGUUCGUGCCCUGGACCACCGAGUUUGACAAAGUUGUACUGAAGAAAACGACCGUCAUGUUCCGCAUGCUGGACGAGGAGUGGACGCCGUUAUCGCCAAAUAGGCAAGAUUGCCGUCCUUAUCAAGGCUCCAACUGCGAGAACGAGAAAUUCUACGGUGGCAGAUCCGUCGUCUUUUGCGUGUCGGCGGACUUCUUCGAGAAAGACGCGAGCGGCGUCGUCGUUCAGCUACACGUGAAGAAGGAUGUGUCCGAGUAUUUCGAGAUGAAUUCGCGCCAAGACGUCGGCUACGCUUCCGUGCCGGUCGAUGAUCUUCUCAACGGUAUCUCCAGGCAGAUCCGCGAGCGGAACGAAUUGGCAGAAUACUUGUCGGACUUCUAUAAGCGGCAGAUUAUCUCGAGGUCCACGAAAGGGACGUACACUUUGCGGAGCGAGGAUCUUCAGGAUACCGUGGCCACGAUCUCACUCUACAUCCGGAUUAGCUGUCUUGGCAGAAGUGUCGUAACAGAGAUCGCGUCCAUCGAAGGGCCAUGCGGAUUGUUCCGCGUUCACGGGGAACUGGAUGAGGAGGAUCCCUAUCUCACCCGAAAACUGACAGGGAGGGUUGCUGAGGGUGAAUGCUGGGAUGAUUUGCCCCCUAUUCCCCGUGGUCGUCUGGUAUGCCGCUGCGAAGAACUCGUUGCCAAAGACGUUAUGGAUUUAUCUGACGAUCGAUUCGGCUAUGUCGUGAACGACGAUACCAUCAACGGAGCGCCAACACCAAUCAGAAGAGAACCCCCCCGUGAUCUCCAAGACGACUACGAACGCGGUGCAAGAUGCAGCUGUGACUGAUGGAACGGUGGCUGCAGCCGCUAUGGUGUAUGACGUAGCUGCGGAUGUAACUGCAGAUGCAACUGCGGAUGUAGCUCCGGAUGCAGCUGCGGAUGUAGCUAUCGAUACCGUCGUGACCCCCGUGACGAAGAUCGUGGCAGACAUUGCCGCGAUUAGAAAAGAGAAAGCCGCCAGAUACAAUGCACUGCGCGACGGGACAAUUGCAGAUGCAGAUGAGCUUGCAGUGGACAAAAGAACAAAACAGCCUGCACUUUCAGCGAUGAAUAAGCAAGCAAUUAAGAACGCUCGUGACAAGACUGGUCGAAAGGAGCCUAUCAGUCCUGUAAUUAGGAAUAAGUGUAAUUUAAAGAAUAAUAUGUAUUUUAUAUCCUUGACAGCUUUUUUCUUAAUUACUUAUGAUAUAUCCUCAGAUUCAAGUAUAACUUCGACAAAGCAAUUUUAAUCUUCUUCGAAGAAUAUUACACUUAGCUAUGGAAAAAGAGAAUCCAAGAAGUGUAUUCUUCGACUAAUUGAAAGUGGAUUUUUCCAAAGAAAAAUAUCGAAACAUAUAUCUCUCUCUUUUUCUCUCGCUCUUUCUCUCUCUCAAAUAGUAUAAUAAAUCAUUCAAACUAAAAGGCUCUUUAAAAAUUAAGCUUGUCAUAUUUUAAUGGGGUAUAUUAACAAGUUACCAAAGAAUCCUAUUCAAUCGGAUUCUUGCUCAGAAGAAGUUUCGAGUUGGUCGAAGAACACGCCUUCGGAUUUCCAAAGUUUUUCCUUAAACAUCCCACGUCGAGAAUAUCUCAGAUAUGUUCCGCCGGAGUAGGACGUUUAUUUAUCUAACUUUAUGUGUCGAAUAAUGCACCGAUACAUAAGAGAAAUAUGAGAUUUCUUUUCCACAGAUGUCAAGCAAGCGUGGCAGGAGCGAAAGCGAGAGAACGACACGCGAUAAAGGACAAGGCGGGAACGGCUUUCAAGAAAACGUUCGCCGCGUCGAGCGAAUCGAAGCCCGGAAGAUACACGGCAACAAUCGGUAUCGCGG